AUGCAACCUUUAUCUCCAUUUCUUUCCACCACUCUCAUUUUCUCCUUUCCUUUUUCCUUCUGCCUUUCUUUUAAUACCUCUUCAUUUCCUGCUCUUUCAUUUCGUCUUUAUUUUUUCCUUCCCCCAAUGCAGUCUGUCAUUCUAGCAUUUUUCUUCCUUUUGUCUUUAAUUUUCCUUAUUUAUUUCUCUCUUUUCAUUUCUUUCUUUUUUCUUUCUUACCUUCUUUUCGUAUUAAUCUCUUUUCAUUUUAUUUCUUAUUUUCUUUCUUUUUUCUUUUUCUUACUUUCGUGUUAUUCUCUUUUUCAUUCUUUGAAUUAUUUAUUUAAUUUUAACCUCUCUUCAUUUUCUUUCAUUUUUACCUCUCGUCAUUUUCUUUCUUGCUUCAUUUUUCUUUCUUUCUUUUUUUCUUUCUUUCUUUCUUUCUUUCUUUCUUUCUUUCUUUCUUGUGAUUCUCUUUUUCAUUCUCUGAAUUAUUUCUUAGAUUUUAACCUUUCUUCAUUUUCUUUCUUUUUUCCAUUUGAUUAUUUUUCAUUUUAA
Messenger RNA from Acanthosepion pharaonis, 537 nucleotides. The record is from the annotation of a GenBank genome assembly. Lineage: Eukaryota; Metazoa; Mollusca; Cephalopoda; Sepiida; Sepiidae.